Molecule: messenger RNA, 6072 nt
Organism: Papilio machaon (common yellow swallowtail)
Lineage: Eukaryota; Metazoa; Arthropoda; Insecta; Lepidoptera; Papilionidae
Gene: Hel89B
Product: TATA-binding protein-associated factor 172
Exons: 35
Coding region: 192-5804 (1870 amino acids)
Molecular function (GO): ATP hydrolysis activity; TBP-class protein binding; ATP-dependent chromatin remodeler activity
Source: RefSeq, a predicted model, not a curated record
GAAGCUUGGACGAUGCGCUUCCUUUCGUCACGUUGGUUUUUUUUGUUUGUGCAAUUUAACGAAAAUGUUAUCGUGUGUGAUUUUGUGUGGCUUAUAAAAUGGAUCGAUCUUGGCGCUGUGACGUGAUAACUGCCUUGUUACGCAAGUGCAAAUAAAUCAAAGAAAAAGAAGUUAGACGCUGCAUCUACAGCAUGACGUCAAGACUAGAUCGUCUGUUCGUGCUGCUGGAGGCCGGCUCAGGCGCGGCGACGCGGCGUGCAGCGGCCCGCCAGCUGGGCGAGGUGCAGAAAGCGCAUCCCGAGGAGCUGCAUCGGCUGCUCGGCCGCCUCAUGAAGUACCUGCGCUCGCCCGCAUGGGAGACGAGGAUAGCCGCUGCACAGGCAGUCGAAGCGAUACUCUCGAAUGUUCCAGAAUGGCAUCCCACACAAUGCAACGUGAAAAAAGAGGAGAACGUGGAGACGGAAGAAGUUGGUCUGCUCCGCUGCGAGACGUUCGACAUAGAACGUGUGUUGGAGAACGGUGCGCACCUCAUGGGCUCCGAGGGUCGUGAGUACGAUCUGGAAGAAGUGGCUCUCUCGGCUGGAGAUAUGAAGGAACGGUUGGCUAAACAGAGGCAACAACUUAACGCCCGCUUAGGUCUCGAUGUUGCGGCCAAACUGGGAGUUGACCUCACCUCGGUGUAUACUAAUGAAGAUCUCUGCCCUGUCAAGAUACAAGUCAAACCUGAGCCACCGAGGCGGCCAGUACAAGAACUAGUACCAAUAGCAUCAAAGCCGCUGAGUUCUCGCGAGAUGAACGUAGCGAAGCGGAGAGCGCGCGCCGCCUACGGCAAGCAGAAGUCGCGCGACUGCGACGAGGGUCCCUCCGCCACCUCUUCUCAGCCUACGCCCUCAAUCUCGCUCUCUUUAGAGCCAGACAGGAAGAAGAUUAAAUUGGAACCUGUAGAGGACUUUAUUGUGGACAGUGAGGCUGCGGUGCCGGAUGGUCUAGGCGUGUGGGGCCCGUCUAGCCGCUGGCCGCUGGAGGGAUGGUGCGCGGCGCUGCAGGCGCAGCUGUUCCACGGCGCGUGGGAAGCGCGACACGGCGCCGCCAGCGCGCUACGGGAGCUGCUGCGCGCGCGCAUCAGCGCCAGCGCCGCCCGGCGCCCAGCAACUACUGAACAACAAAUGGAGGACGCCCAUCAAGAAUGGCUAGAGGAUAUGGCAUUAAGAUUGCUCUGUGUGUUGGCUCUGGAUCGAUUUGGAGAUUUUGUAUCGGACCAGGUGGUGGCGCCGGUGCGGGAGACAUGUGCGCAGACGCUGGGUGUGGCGCUGGCGCAGCUGCGUGAGGUGCGCGUACGUCUCGUUGCGGAUGCUCUCGCCACACUGGCGCGCCAGCCACAGUGGGAGGCGCGGCAUGGGGCGCUGCUCGCCUUCAAGUACCUGCUCGCCGCAAGGCAGGAGGUGGCGUGUGCUGCUGGCGCGCUGGAGCACCUGGUGGCAGCGCUGGAGGACGUGGCGGAGGAUGUAGCGGGAGUGGCGGCGGGAGCGCUCGCCCCCGCUGCUGCUGCACUGGCUGCCGCACGACCUCACGCCCUGCCCGCGGUCGCGGCCAGACUCUGGCAGCUGCUGAGGGACCAGGACGAUCUUGCAGCACCAGCUAACGCUUACAUGGCGCUACUGGCUGCGCUCUGCGCCUUGCCACAAGCCGCCAAACAUUUGCACCCCAUCGAUUUAGCGGACGUAUUACCUCGCCUGUGGCCGUACCUCGACCACUCUACAAGUUCAGUUCGCAAAGCCACGCUACAGACACUGCGCACACUCACACGCCCUCUGGUGACCACCGACGAUACUAAGACUAACGGUAACGGUGACACUACGGUGGUAGAUGUCAAAGUAAACGGCACAGACAAAGUAGACAGCGGGCUGCUGACCUGGACCCCGGAAUUAUUGCAAGACGCCAUGCGACAUGUAUACCAAAGAGUACUAUUUGAACACGUCCAUGAUAUACAAGAAGUCGCUUUGCAAGUAUGGGAUAAUCUGUUGAAGCACGCGGCAUUAGAGGUGAUCCUGGUAGCGGCGUGUCCCAUGUUGGCGACGUGGAUGUGUCUCGCCAUGCAACCGCCGAGGCUGCCGGUUGACCCCUCGUUGCUACUCUAUACGCCACAUAAGGAGCGUCGGACACGUACCACCUCUCUACAGUCAGAGCAAGUACCGCCCGAGGUGCGUCCCACACAGAAGUGGUUCAUCGGCGGCAGCGAGUCGCAGCCCGCCGCCGCACGCGACCGCAACGUCACCCGCGCUAGAUGUCUCGCCGCUGACAUACUGGGACAUUUGUCAUGCUAUCUUGUGCAACCGGCGCCUGGCAUAGAAUAUAAAUCAGAGGAUGAAAGCCCAAUACAUUGCUACGUUAAGGUGAUGAUAGUGUACCUGCGGUCGGGUAGUGCCCUGCAGCGGCUGGUGGCAGGACUGGUGGUGUCAGCGUGGGCGAGGUACACGCGUAAGCACAACAUGUACCCCCCACAAGUACCACAUAAUGGAGUCAACGGUGAUCAGAGCGCAGAUAGUAGUCAAGAACGGAAAGAUAUAUCACUACUAGCGCCGGAGUUACUAACGAGUACGCUGCACGCGGCGCUCAAUCAAGCUCUCUAUUACGACGAGGUCGCGCUGAACUGCAAUAGGAUACUGCAAGAGGCUCGCGACCUGUUGGCGAUGAUGAAACACUACAAGCUGGCUGUAGACGGUGAAGAGUUCAACAAUAUAUUGCGAUUAGAACAGGUGGUGCACAUGUGUAACGUGACCCAGCCGAUGGUAGCGGGGCUGAAGCUGAAGCGAGUUCUGCAGACGUUGGAGGAGCGCCGCGCCAGUCUGCUCACCGCCGCCAACCAGUGCGCAGUCGAUCAGGCCACCUUCAAUGUCUCAGUGCAAGCUGCGCUGGCUGGAGCUUGUGCCAAUCUGCACGCGCUGCCGGAGCGGCUGAACCCUGUGGUACGGCCGCUGAUGGAGAGCAUCAAGAAGGAAGCCUCGGAGGAGCUGCAGGCGCACUCCGCGGAUACCCUCGCUGAACUGCUUACGCAGCUCGUCGACAGAGACCCCUGCCCUAAUAACAAAGUGCUAGUUAAUCUGAAGGCAUUUCUUAGAUGUGACCCGGAGUUCACGCCGCGUAUAUCACUGGAGGUGGUGGAUGAGGCUGACUCCGGCAGCGGUGAUAGCGGCUCCGAGACCAAGAGAGAACCACAAUCGACCCUCACAACGCUGGACAAAUAUAAUGGGAUUUUGACAUUGAGAGAGCAGCAGCGCAAUGCAGAGCGGAGCGCGCCUCGCCGCGGCCGCCCGCCUGCCGCCGCCACCUUAGCUGCUGCGGCCGCCGGGCAAGACCUCACACUUGACACCCUCUUCCCGCAAGAAGAUGAGGCGCGUAAACUUUUAAGUAUCCAGAGAAGAGGAGCAACACUCGCACUGACAAGUCUCACCAGACAUUUUGGUGAUGAACUGCCAGAUAAGUUGCCCAAACUGUGGGAAUUCAUCACGGAGCCAUUCGCCAAAGUUAUGACUGAUGCAGAAUUAGUGGCACAGGAGCCGGAAGCGGCGGAGGAGCUGAUCUCCCGGCUGCAGGUGGUGGAGGCGGUGGGUGCGCGCGUUGGCGACGCGUUGUGGCCGCGGCUGCUGGGCGGCGCACGCGCCUGCGCAGCGCUCUGUCGCGCCCACUAUACCGCACUGCGGCAUAUGGCGGCGCGCGCACUCGCUGCACUCGCCGCAAGAGACCCGCACGCUGUUAUGCACGAGCUAGUGCACGAGUUGAUUGCUGCGCUAGAUGACGUGCGUAAUGACCGCGUGCGGUGCGGCGCAGCGGAGACUCUUGCGCGGCUUGUGGACGCGCUGCAGCUGAACGUCGUGCCAUAUAUUGUGCUGCUCGUAGUACCAAUACUAGGGCGUAUGAGUGAUCACUGCGAGGCGGUGCGCACGAUGUCCACGCGGUGCUUCGCGACGCUGAUCCAGCUGAUGCCGCUAGAUGGCGCCGUGCCCGAGCCCGCCGGUCUCAGCGCCGAGAUGCGCGCGCGCAGGCAGCGCGACAAGGACUUCCUAGAACAACUCUUCAAUCCAAAAUCUAUUAAAGAUUACAAGAUACCAGUACCAGUGUCUGCUGAAUUGAGGAGUUAUCAACAAGCUGGUGUGAACUGGCUCCGCUUCCUGUACGAGUACGGUUUGCACGGCGUGCUGUGCGACGAUAUGGGACUCGGCAAAACUAUACAGUCGAUAGUUGUGGUGGCCGGCUCGCACUGGGAGCGCGCCCACCAGCGCCGCGAUCAGCUACCCUCGCUCGUCGUCUGCCCGCCCACGCUCACCGGUCACUGGGUGUUCGAGGUGAAUAAAUUCAUAGACAGCAAGUACCUGCGGCCGCUGCAGUAUGUGGGCCCGCCAACAGAGCGCGAGAGGCUGCGAGUCCUCGCCCGUGCUGACAAAUACAACCUUAUAGUAGCCUCUUACGAUAUUGUGCGCAAAGAUAUCGACUUCUUUAGCACUAUCAAAUGGAACUACUGUAUUCUCGACGAAGGUCAUGUUAUAAAGAAUGGUAAAACCAAAGCGUUCAAAGCAAUCAAACAAAUAGUCGCCAAUCAUAGGCUCAUACUCUCCGGCACGCCUAUACAGAAUAACGUACUUGAACUUUGGUCGCUAUUUGAUUUUUUGAUGCCUGGUCUAUUGGGUACGGAGAGGCAGUUCACUGCGAGAUACUCACGGCCAAUUCUUGCUGCACGCGACCCCAAGGCAACACCACAUCAGCUACAAGCUGGCGCUCUCGCUUGUGAGGCGUUACACCGACAGGUGCUGCCGUUCCUGCUGCGCCGUGUGAAGGAAGACGUACUGCGAGAGUUACCGCCGAAGAUAACUCAGGAUUACUACUGUGAACUGAGUCCGUUACAGCGCCGUCUGUACGAGCACUUUGCGCGAGAUCAUGCUCCUCAACACGCACUCGCACACUCUCAGACACAUGUCUUCCAGGCGCUGCACUAUCUGCAGAAUGUGUGCAAUCAUCCCAAGCUGGUGCUGACUCCGGAACAUCCGGAGGCGGCGCGCAUCUCAGCCGAGCUCGCAGCCCAGCGCUCCUCUCUCGACGACAUACAUCACUCCGCCAAACUACCCGCGCUCAAGCAACUGUUACUGGACUGCGGUAUUGGUACGGUUGCCUCGGACGCAGAGAACGGCGCGGUGGUAUCGCAACACCGUGCGCUGGUGUUCUGCCAGCUGAAGAAGAUGCUGGACAUUGUGGAGCAGGAUCUGUUGCGCGCGCACUUGCCCACUGUUACACAUUUACGUCUCGACGGCAGCGUGCCUCCGCACCAGCGACACGCCAUCGUUACAAGAUUCAAUACUGAUGUGUCUAUUGAUCUACUGCUACUCACCACUGCUGUGGGUGGUCUCGGUUUGAACCUGACGGGUGCUGACACGGUGAUCUUCGUGGAGCACGACUGGAACCCGAUGAAGGAUCUACAGGCGAUGGACCGAGCGCACCGCAUCGGUCAGCGCAAGGUCGUCAAUGUCUACCGCCUCGUCACAAGGGAUACGCUCGAGGAGAAGAUCAUGGGACUGCAGAAAUUCAAAUUGAUGACAGCCAACACUGUAAUCAGCAGUGAGAACGCAGCCAUGGAAACCAUGGGCACUGAGCAGCUGUUAGACCUGUUCCAGCUGUCGGGGCAGCAGCGGCCUCAGCCCGCAGCACCCGCCUCCUUACUCGACGCCUUGCCCGACCUCUGGGACGACAAGCUGUACGAAGAGGAGUACGAUAUGACCAAUUUUAUCAAGAGCUUGAAUAAUAUUAAGAGUUAAACUAUACCUUGUUCCAAAUCAAAUAUUUUAUAUUUAAAAAAAAUCGCGUAGUUUUCUAAGAAUAACUUUUACCACCUUACUCUGUCAUUCAUUAUCCGCACUUUACUCAUUGAUUUCACAUUAAUUCAAAAUUUCCAAAGCACACUGUAAUGGCGGCCAUGCGAGAUUUGACGUUGGUAUAUUUACAAGAUUUAGACCUUCUUUUGGUACGGAGUAUAAUUGUUUUUCGAUAAGAACCAGGCACAUUUGCUCUAGAAGAAAAAUACUA